AUGAGCGACCUAACCGACAAGAGUGGCUGGAAUGUCGACGUAUUCGACAAUACCAUUGUUGCAAAGUGGCGCGAAGAGACGUUCCAGGCUCAGGAGGCCAGAGUAGCGCAGGGAGAAGAGCUUAAGACGCGAGUAACCAGUGAAAGAGCUUGGGACUGGUGUAUUCUGGAACUUCGCGAUAAAGCGCUCACGUUUGACGAGGACCGAUUUGUUCGACUCUUCGACGCCGGAUCUGCGGUGUGCAAGUCAGACGUUCUUGUUUCUGAAUCCGCACGCCUUAAGCUGAAGGAUGGCAUUGCGCCACUGCUUAAACGGGCAAUUUCAGAUCGGAAUCAAGAAACGCUUGUUGAUCCUUCUCUAUUCCCUUUGCCACACGGAAAGACUUCGGUGUUGACGGAGGGCCAAGUUUGCCUACGUGCUGCCAUUGAGUCGUUUGGAACUGGAAAGCGCUCUCCGAGGCAGCUAGAUGAGCGCUUGAACACAUCUGAGGCCGAUUCUAGAAUAGACGCAGGUUAUGCCGAUGUAUUUGAAAGCGACGAGACUGAUGAUCUCCGUCGAUUCUUAUGGUCGUCCAAUUAUCAGUUGCUUCCAUGUGAGGUUGAAUUUUCUGAGUCGGGUACUGGUACCGAUGUGCACAUCACUUCACUACCAGCUCGCUGGCCAAUUCGGAUUCGGACUUACAGCCUCACGUGGGAGCCAGAAUACCCUAGGGCAUUAGUGGAUAAACUACAGCAGGAUCCUGCAACUGAGAUCCAUAAAGAAGCGAUGAAAGAGGCAGAAGGGUUUUUCAAGCUUCCGAAUCGCGGCGGAUCAGUUCAACCAUCAGCAGACCUUCCAGAGGACUUGGCUAGGUAUCCAAAUAUGUAUGUUAGUGCUAAGUGGAAAGAUCUAUAUACACUAAAUGUUCCGGAGCCUGGCAUAUCGUUCUCAUAUGAUGAUUGGAAGGACGGUCGAAAUGGAGCGGCGAUUAAGGAAAAGUGCAGUUGCUACAAACCAAAAUCGAGCGCGCCUACUCAACCAGACCUCGAUCACGAGUUUUACUCUGUUAGAUUAGAGGAUACGUUUCGUGACCAGGGCUUACAAGUUAUUGUCAAGAUCGUUGCCACAGCUAUAUACUUCUACGACGUUGAGAACACGACGGCGGCGGAGAUGAAGAUCUCCUUUCGCCAAAGAGCAUAUAUGGGCCAGGAUGAUUAUCACUAUAAUCGAUCAGACUGGCCUGCCUUUCCAAGUAAAUUCGAGGUUCCCAGAGAAGACAUCGAAUCAAUGCUCGGCUUCAAAGAGAAAAGCAACCUGUUCGCCCUAACGACACAGGAGAUUGGCCGAUGGCGCAUCCGAGAUCUCGAGCUCAUCCUCUCCAAGGUUGCCUUCGCCGCCUCCCUCUUUGACUCCGACGGCAUCAAAGUCCGCUUCAUCGACAGUUCCAGAGUAUUGCCGAUUCGUGAUGUUAUCGUUGGUAGAUCCACAUUAUCGCAUAUGCUCGACGAGGAAUGUGCCUCCACAGGAGCAUGCGUGGUGGGCAGAGGAAGUCCAUAA
Messenger RNA from Pseudogymnoascus verrucosus, 1536 nucleotides. RefSeq lists its product as uncharacterized. The record is from RefSeq and is a predicted model, not a curated record. NCBI's taxonomy places the organism in Eukaryota, Fungi, Ascomycota, Leotiomycetes, Thelebolales, Thelebolaceae. The transcript has 4 exons. The coding region runs from base 1 to 1536 and encodes 511 amino acids.